This is a messenger RNA of Aureobasidium melanogenum CBS 110374, 1680 nucleotides long. RefSeq lists its product as uncharacterized. Bases 1 to 1680 code for a protein of 559 amino acids. The record is from RefSeq and is a predicted model, not a curated record. NCBI's taxonomy places the organism in Eukaryota, Fungi, Ascomycota, Dothideomycetes, Dothideales, Saccotheciaceae. The transcript is spliced from 3 exons.
AUGUCACUACCGCCAUCUUCACAGGUCGCUGUGCCAAUUCCGAGCUCACAAAUGGUUGGAACACCUGAGCCAGCAAAAAAGCUCAAGAAAUAUCGACCAGUAAAGCCACUACCAUUUGAGCUUCGAGAUAUCAUCAAUGUCUAUAUUGAAGAAAAGCUUUUCUCACAAGCUCUUCCAUUACUGUUGAACACACUCAUCGCAGGCACUGAUGGCACUGUCGAUGGAGAAACCUUACCCACUUAUGUGCCAUCUCCUCAGGUACUAGCAGUCGUUGCCACCUUAGCUGUACAUCCUAUCUGGACAAACCGAGCCACAGAACCGGAUAGUGUAAAGACAGCUAACGAUGCACUAUUCUUCCUCAAACAUGUCAAUUCGAUUGUUGGUGCUGCCAACGCCAACUUCACCUCAGCCUUCAAGUUUCUGGACAAGUUUGACUCUCGGGACAGGCGACGACGUACUGGAGAUCACGCUGUCGGCACAGAAGAUGAACACAAGUUCUCGAUCAACAUAGCUAACAAAGGUGCACUUUGGAAUCUUGCCGAGGACUUUUGGGCUGUGAUUGGAUGGGCUUUCAACUGUUCAUGUCAGUACCCAAAGCGAUGGGAGAGGUGGAGAUCUUGGCUCAAUUUUAUGCUCGACGUGCUUGAAGAUGAUCUAUGCGAACGAAUCUCAGGUGCCGAACCCCUCAGAGACAAUGACAAGGAAGCAGCAGCCAAUACCUUGCUAUCGGAGAGUCUGAUUGCGCAGUACUGUCUUACGGCAGGUGACGGUAGAGCCGGCAAAAGAAGAGUCAUGAGAGCGAUUCUCGCCAACGGUUGCAAGAAAGACUUGGAUGAGUUUCGUGAGAUCUGGAAGAACGAGACCAAACCACCUAAAGAGAAGAAAGCGGAAGAACGAAUGCCGAGGAAAACGAUAGAUUUCGACAAGGAAGAAUACGCUGAUUACAUGGACAUGGAUGAAUCUGAAGAAGAGGAAGAUGAUCUGCCCUCAUCGCCUAAAGCAACAAACUCGACACGUCAGUCGCGUAAGAGAGGACGGCCAUCUUCGUCUACACCAGAUCCGGAUGUGGACAAUGAGUAUAGCGCAUCUUCAGAUUAUGGUGGAUACGAAGCCGUACGACUGCGUCAGCGCUUGAUCGCUCUGCUCACGCAAAUCUCGCUCCACUACGAACAUGCCUUUAUGGAAGUCGAAGACUGUUUCGACCUAGUAACAGAGUUCCUCCGCCCUCUGCCAUUGGACAUCUUUAUGCUGUUCGUCUCACCACCAACCCCCUGGCUAGAGCCCCAUUCACACGCUUUACUCUGCCAAAAUCUGCUUCGCCCAAUCAUUUCCUCAGAAGCGCCUAUCUAUCAUGCCGACACCAUGUCACAGAUCCAGUUCGAAAAACACUUUUUGCCUUACUCUGCAAACUACACCAACUAUGUCGAGAACGCACGAGUCAGUCUGCUGGUAGAAGCCUUGUUGAGAUUGUUGUUCAAACACUCUGCACUGACUGUUAACAACAGUCUAAAGAAAAAGCUGGAUGAAGGAAUCAAGGCCAGAGAAGCAAAGGCAAAGUUCGGCGUGAGGAAGUUGGUAGGCGUCAAGGAAGCCGAAGAAGAGAAAGCUGUCAAGAUUCUGGCGAACAGUGCGAUGAGGAUGAAAAUGGUGGUGCAGGUUGCCACUGCUCAACAGCAGUAG